Molecule: messenger RNA, 1171 nt
Organism: Fusarium odoratissimum NRRL 54006
Lineage: Eukaryota; Fungi; Ascomycota; Sordariomycetes; Hypocreales; Nectriaceae
Exons: 3
Coding region: 38-1171 (377 amino acids)
Molecular function (GO): pectate lyase activity
Source: RefSeq, a predicted model, not a curated record
UUCUCAACCAGUUCAUUGCUUCGUUCUUCAUCACACCAUGAGACUUGAAAUACUUUUCGCACCCGCACUUGCGGCCUUUGUUCGAGCUGCUGGCGUCACAGGCGCCGCCGAAGGCUUUGCCAAAGGCGUCACAGGUGGCGGCUCAGCCGCUGCUGUUACCCCUACGACAACUGCCCAGCUCGUGUCUUAUCUCGGCGACUCCUCCGCCCGAGUUAUCAUUUUGGACCGAACCUUUGACUUCACCGGAACUGAAGGCACGACCACCGCGACUGGCUGCGCUCCAUAUGGCACAGCUUCAGCCUGUCAGCUUGCCAUUAAUAAAGACGACUGGUGCACCAAUUACCAGCCUAACGCGCCUAAGGUCAGUGUCAAGUAUGACAAUGCUGCAUUGAACCCCAUUCUCGUUGGGUCGAAUAAAAGUCUCGUUGGUGUAGGAAGCAAGGGCAUUAUCAAGGGCAAGGGCCUUUAUAUUGCAAAGGGUGCGAAGAAUGUCAUCAUCCAGAACAUUCAAAUCACAAACCUUAACCCUCAGUACGUCUGGGGCGGCGAUGCUAUUGCCCUUGAUAACACGGAUCUUGUUUGGAUUGACCAUGUUACUACGUCACUUAUCGGCCGGCAACACAUUGUUCUCGGCAAUAAUCCAAGCAACCGAGUGACUAUCUCAAACCACAAGCUCGAUGGUGCUACAUCUUGGUCUGCCACAUGCAACGGCUACCACUACUGGGGCCUUUAUUUUACAGGCUCUGCUGAUACCGUUACUUUCAAGAACAACUACAUUUAUAAGACCUCUGGUCGUGCCCCCAAGGUCGGCGGAAACACCCUUCUCCACGCCGUCAACAACUACUGGUACGAUAACGCCGGACACGCCUUCGAAAUCGGUGCUGGCGGCCAGGUCGUCGCUGAAGGCAACAUCUUCCAGAAUGUGGCUACACCACUCGAGGCAUCGAGCUUUGCUGGUAAGCUCUUCUCGAGCCCCAGCACCGCUGCCAACGCCGUCUGCUCAUCUUACCUCGGCCAUGUAUGCCAAGUCAACGGCUUUGGAAGCUCUGGCACACUUUCAGGCAGCGACACCGAUUUCCUGACCAACUUCAGCGGCAAGAACGUUGCUUCUGCUGCCGCUUACUCCAGUAUUACCGGUCUCUCGUCCAGCGCUGGCUUUGGUACUAUCUAG